This is a messenger RNA of Perognathus longimembris pacificus (Pacific pocket mouse), 1815 nucleotides long. RefSeq names its product keratin 84 (gene Krt84). Gene Ontology annotation, molecular function: structural constituent of skin epidermis. The record is from RefSeq and is a predicted model, not a curated record. Gene Ontology annotation, cellular component: keratin filament. The coding region runs from base 1 to 1815 and encodes 604 amino acids. Gene Ontology annotation, biological process: keratinization; intermediate filament organization. The transcript has 9 exons. NCBI's taxonomy places the organism in Eukaryota, Metazoa, Chordata, Mammalia, Rodentia, Heteromyidae.
AUGUCUUAUCGCUCCUACAGAGUCAGCUCCGGUCACCGGAUGGGCAACUUCAGCUCUUGCUCAGCAAUGACCCCCCAGAACCUGAACCGUUUCCGGACAAGCUCUGUCUCUUGCAGCAGUGGGCCUGGCUUCCGGAGUCUUGGUGGCUUUGGUAGUCGGAGUGUCAUCAGCUUUGGAUCCUGCUCACCUAGAAUGGCAGCUGUGGGGCCUCGUCCCAUCCGCUGUGGAGCUGGUUUCGGAGCUGGCAGUGGGAUGGCCUUUGGCUUUGGUGAUGGACAUGGUAUUGGUCUGGGCGUUAGGGCCGGCAGUAGUGUGGGUCUGGGGUUUGGAGCUGGCAGUGGCCUUGGCUAUGGUUUUGGUGGCCCUGGCUUUGGCUACAGACUUGGAGGAGCUGGAGUCCCAGCAGCUCCAUCUAUCACAGCUGUGACGGUUAACCAGAGUCUGCUAACACCUCUCAACCUGGAGAUUGACCCGAAUGUCCAGAGGGUGAAGAAGGAUGAGAAGGAGCAAAUCAAGACCCUCAACAACAAAUUUGCCUCCUUCAUUGAUAAGGUGCGGUUCCUGGAGCAACAGAACAAGCUCUUAGAGACCAAGUGGAGUUUCCUCCAAGAGCAAAAAUGUGCCCGGAGCAACCUGGAUCCUCUUUUUGAGAACUACAUCACCUCACUUCGGAGGCAGCUGGAAGUACUGGUCAGUGACCAGGCACGGCUGCAGGCAGAGAGGAACCACAUGCAGGAUGUACUGGAGGGCUUCAAGAAGAAGUAUGAAGAGGAGGUAGGAUGCCGAGCCAGUGCUGAGAACGAGUUCGUGGCCCUGAAGAAGGAUGUGGAUACGGCUUUCUUGAAUAAAUCGAGUCUAGAGGCCAAUGCUGAUACUCUCAAUCAGGAGAUCGAGUUCCUGAAGGUCCUGUACUUGGAGGAAAUCCAGCUGCUCCAGUCACAUAUCUCUGAGACUUCAGUCAUUGUGAAGAUGGACAACAGCCGGGACUUGAACCUAGAUGGGAUUAUUGCUGAUGUCAAGGCCCAAUAUGAGGAAGUGGCCAGGCGCAGCCGUGCUGAUGCUGAGUCCUGGUACCAGACCAAGUAUGAGGAGAUGCGGGUGACGGCCAGCCAGCACUGUGAUAACCUCCGUCACACGCGGGAUGAGAUCAAUGAGCUGACCCGGCUGAUCCAGAGGCUCAAGGCAGAGAUUGAGCACGCCAAGGCUCAGCGUGCCAAGCUGGAAGCCGCAGUAGCCGAAGCAGAGCAGCAGGGUGAGGCAGCCCUCAACGAUGCCAAGUGCAAGCUGGCAGAUCUGGAGGGCGCCCUGCAGCAGGCCAAGCAGGAUAUGGCACGGCAGCUGCGGGAGUACCAGGAGCUCAUGAAUGCCAAGCUAGGCCUAGACAUCGAGAUCGCCACCUACCGGCAGCUGCUGGAAGGGGAGGAGAUCCGGAUCUGUGAAGGUGUUGGACCAGUAAAUAUAUCUGUGAGCAGCUCACGGGGAGGUGUGGUAUGCGGCCCUGAGCCCUUCGCCAGCUCCACCUUCUCCCGUGGAGUAAGCAGCAGCAGCAGCAGCAGCAGCAUCCGGGCCACUGGAGGGGCCUUCACUUCCUGUGGCUCCAGCCUGGGUGGGGGCCGGAGCACUCUGGCCAGUGGGGACCUGCUUAGUGCAGGCAGCAGAGGGGGCUCAGUGCUGGUGGGCGAUGCUUGCGCCCCCAGUGUCCCCUGCCCACUGCCCACUGAGGGCAGCUUCAGCAGCUGCAGCGGUGGCAGGGGCAAUCGUACCUCCAGCGUCCGCUUCUCAUCCACCACCACCUCUCGCCGGACCAGAUACUGA